GAGACCUUACUCGAUGGGAAACCCGCUGUGAAGCAGUGCUGCAACAGUACAGGGGAGGGGCCAAGGACACACUCACUAGGUCCUUUCCGAUGCAGUUUCUCGGCCCGUACGAGAAGGGUUCGUGCACAAUCCCGCUUGCCGUCCUUCCACUCCGGGUCCUCCGGGUGGAGCCACCGCUCCGGGAUGAACUCGGUCGGCCGGGCUCAGUUGUUCGGGUACGUGAAGGCCACGUACGGGUUGAGGCAGACGAGCAUCUGCGCGCAGUGUUUCAGAUAGCCACUGCACACAAGCGCGCGCGCGCGAGAUCGCCUUCCAUUGAAAAUAGGCACAAAAAAAAAAGGGGGGGGGGGAAACGGUCGCGGAACACUCACGCCUUCGGGGAUCACGUCGCCGCAGAUCCCCGCCCCACCCCUCGGGACGAUCCUCGGCAUCCUCGGUCCCCCCCGGGCUAUACAUCCGGGCGGUACAUCCUCAGCCCCUCCAUCAGCACCCUCCGCAGUUACGGCAGCCGGGCGAGCGCGUCGACGCUGGUGUCUUCGCUCCGCGCGAACCGGGUCUGGAUCUCCUUCGUUCCGAUUGCUGUCGCGGCCAGAGUUUUCACCGCCGAAGAAGUGGAGAGAUCCUUGGGCAUCUCGGACUUAAGGGGGCGGGCUCAUUAUGUCUUUCCAUUCUUGCGCUGUCCGGGGCGAAGAGAGGCAGAGACAGAGUGUGCCGCUGGACGUAGGACAACUCUUUGGGAGCGACGUGGACGGUGCCGGGGCAAGGCCCUGUGGAUCUUGCGCGCCUUGGGGGGGGGGGCGUAGGUGCCCAUGAGCAGGUAGAGAGGUUUCUCGUCACCGGGCUGAACCGUCAGAGAAGCGGCUCCGGAUAACGGCGCAGCGGGUGGAAGGAGACAUUGUAUAUGCUAUGUAGGAGGUAUUGUGGGUGUCUUCAGUUCUGCGCCGCCUCCCCUCCCUCUCCAGCUGCUACCAUGGUUUGGCAAACACAAAUCUAUAUAGAUAAAAGGCCAGCUCGCUGCGAUGGAGAGCGACUGUCCGUAACCUAACGCCAUCGUGUGGUUUUACGCGGUCGUCAUUUUUCCUUCUUCUAUGUUUUUCUUUUAUUUAGCAAAGCUAUCACAGUUUUGUGAUACGAGAAGCGUAAACAUGAACGUGUGAGCUACUCGAGAGUAUCAAC
This is a messenger RNA of Colletotrichum navitas, 1176 nucleotides long. RefSeq lists its product as uncharacterized. The record is from RefSeq and is a predicted model, not a curated record. The coding region runs from base 90 to 803 and encodes 237 amino acids. The transcript has a single exon. NCBI's taxonomy places the organism in Eukaryota, Fungi, Ascomycota, Sordariomycetes, Glomerellales, Glomerellaceae.